AUGAGCGCAACGUCCGUCCCCGUUAUUGGACAACAGCUCCCAUCUCAUUCCUCCCGGACCCGCCAUUUUGCAUCUCAUUCUGGUCUAUACCGCCUUUCCCCCUCCCAUUCCGCCCUCUAUCGCCAUUCCACCCCCCCAUUCCGCCCUCUACCGCCUGUCCGCCUCCCAUGCCGCCUCCCAUUCCGCCCGCUACCGCCUUUCCCCCUCCCUUUCUGCCCUCGCAUGUCAUCCCGACUCGCCUACUUCCAAGGGCUGCCUUUCAGCCCAGCAAAACCUCCCUCUCUCGCCACUCCGCUUCCCAUUCCGCACUAUGACGCCAUUUCACCCGUCAUUCCGCCCUCUUCCACCAUCUCCCCCUCCCAUUCCGCCCUCUAUCGCCUUUCCGCCCGUCAUUCCGCCCUCUAUCGCCUUUCCGCCCGUCAUUCCGCCCUCUAUCGCCUUUCCGCCCGUCAUUCCGCCCUCUAUCGCCUUUCCGCCCGUCAUUCCGCCCUCUAUCGCCUUUCCGCCCGUCAUUCCGCCCUCUAUCGCCUUUCCGCCCGUCAUUCCGCCCUCUAUCGCCUUUCCGCCCGUCAUUCCGCCCUCUAUCGCCUUUCCGCCCGUCAUUCCGCCCUCUAUCGCCUUUCCGCCCGUCAUUCCGCCCUCUAUCGCCUUUCCGCCCGUCAUUCCGCCCUCUAUCGCCUUUCCGCCCGUCAUUCCGAGUUCACACUGCACAUCCCUUCUCCCAUGCCGCCAUUCAUCCACUCCUUCCGCACAUCCCUACUAUAA
Closterium sp. Naga37s-1 is the source of this 765-nucleotide messenger RNA. The record is from the annotation of a GenBank genome assembly. NCBI's taxonomy places the organism in Eukaryota, Viridiplantae, Streptophyta, Zygnematophyceae, Desmidiales, Closteriaceae.